This is a messenger RNA of Pseudophryne corroboree (corroboree frog), 13811 nucleotides long. RefSeq names its product mucin 2, oligomeric mucus/gel-forming (gene MUC2). The record is from RefSeq and is a predicted model, not a curated record. Gene Ontology annotation, molecular function: protein binding. Bases 1 to 13725 code for a protein of 4574 amino acids. NCBI's taxonomy places the organism in Eukaryota, Metazoa, Chordata, Amphibia, Anura, Myobatrachidae. Gene Ontology annotation, cellular component: extracellular matrix. The transcript has 59 exons.
AUGGGGCAUCAGACUGCCAGCUUGUGGGUGCUAUGGCUGGCAUUGACCCUUUCAUAUGCCAUUGAUGUAAUUCCAGGUCAAAUCCGUAAUCAUGGUCACUACGUCUGCAGUACAUGGGGAAACUAUCACUUCAAGACCUUUGAUGGAGACUUUUACCAGUUUCCUGGCAGCUGCAGCUACAACUUUGCCUCCGACUGUAGAGACUCCUAUCAGGAAUUCUCCAUCCAUGUCCAUCGGUCAAUGGACAGCGGUCACCCGCUCAUAGACAAGAUUACCAUCACCAUCAAAGAUGUCAUCAUUCAAUUGAAAGGCAGCAUAGUGGUAGUGAACGGGGCCAUUGCCAAGACACCAUACUACAGCUUUGGGAUCCUCAUUCACAAAAAUGAUGCCUACUUCAAGGUGUACGCAAAAGUAGGAUUGACCCUCAUGUGGAAUAAGGAAGACGCACUCAUGCUGGAGCUUGACCCGAAGUUUAACAACCACACCUGUGGUCUGUGUGGGGAUUAUAAUGGCAUUCCCAUCUAUAAUGAGUUUCUUUCUGGGGAUAUCACUCUCAGUCCUGUGCAAUAUGGAAAUCUUCAGAAUAUCCAUGACCCAAAUGAUGAGUGCACAGACUCAGAUGAGACACAGAAGGCAGACACAUCACACUGCUCCCAAUAUCGCACGGUCUGUGAAGAACACUUGGCACAAUCUGCGUUUUCAGACUGUCAAAGUCUCCUCAAUGUGGAGCCCUACAUCCAGGCCUGCAUGCUGGACAUGUGCUCUUGUGAUCAGUCCCAAGACACCUUCUGCCUGUGCAGUACUAUCACCGAGUAUUCCAGACAGUGCUCUCAUGCAGGGGGACGCCCAGGCAACUGGAGAAGCAACAACUUCUGUCCUAAGCAGUGUCCUGCAAACAUGAUUUACCAAGAGAGUGCCUCCCCUUGCAAGAAUUCCUGCUCCCACCUAGAGAUACACAGUCUGUGUGAGGAGCAUUACAUGGAUGGAUGCUUCUGUCCAGCAGGCACUGUGCAGGAUGAUUACACUGACAAAGGCUGUGUGGCAGUUAGCGAGUGCCACUGCAAACAUCGAGGGAAACUGUAUAAACCAGGAGAAACAAUGCAGAAUGACUGUGAUGAAUGCUUCUGUAAUGCGGGAAGAUGGAACUGCACAGACCGCUCCUGCCCCGGAGUUUGCUCUAUUGAAGGAGGAGCCCAUUUCACCACUUUUGAUGGAAAGGCCUAUACUUUCCAUGGCAACUGUUACUAUGUGCUGUCUAAGGCAAGAAAUGAGUCACAUGCACUCUUAGGGGAGUUAACACCUUGUAGUUCUAUUGCAAGAGAGACUUGCCUGAAAUCUGUCAUACUCCUUACAGACAACCUGAAGAAUGUUGUGACCUUCAAAGCAGAUGGUACUGUGUUAUUGAAUGAUCUUAAAAUCACCCUGCCUCAUGUCACAGCCAGUUUCACCAUUCUGCAGCCCUCUGAUUCCUAUAUCAUUGCUCAAGUCACUAAUGGUCUCCAGAUUCAGAUUCAGCUGUUACCCAUGAUGCAGCUCUACAUCACUAUGGAGAAAUCUGCUAGGAGUCGUCUGCAAGGUCUUUGCGGAAACUUCAAUUCUAAGGAAGGAGAUGAUUUCAAAACAUCAGGAGGACUAGUCGAAGCCACAGCAUCAGCCUUUGCCAACACGUGGAAAGCACAACCCAGCUGCGAUGACAUGUCAGACUGGUUGGAUGAUCCCUGCAGCCUCAGCAUUGAAAACAAAAACUAUGCAGACUAUUGGUGUUCUAUGUUGGAAAAAACAGAGUCUCGAUUUGGCAUAUGUCAUUCUGCAAUAGACCCAACUGAAUAUGCAAAGAGAUGUCGCUAUGACUCAUGUGUCUGUAAAAACAGUGAGCUCUGCAUGUGUGCCGCUGUUUCAUCCUACGUCAGAGCCUGUGCUGCCAAAGGGAUCAUCCUGUGGGGAUGGAAAAAUGGCAUCUGUGAGAAGGACAUUACCUCUUGCCCAUCUUCCCAAGUCUAUCUGUAUAACCUGACUACGUGUCAGCCAACAUGUCGUUCCUUGGCAGAGGGAGAGAAAGCUUGCACUAGUGUGUUCACUCCAGUAGAUGGCUGUGCGUGUCCAGAUGGACAGUACCUGAAUGAGAAGGACCAGUGUGUACCUAUAUCCAAAUGUUCAUGCUAUUACCAUGGCACCUACUUGGAACCACUGGAUGUGUUCAACAAACAGGGUGAACGUUGCUCCUGCCACAAUGGGAAACUUAUUUGCAGCAGUCACACCAAUGACACUUGCCCCAAGGGAAAGGACUACUUUGACUGUAACAAGGUCCAAUCAGAUGUUGCAGGUGCCAAAAGUCACAGGAGCUGCAAGACACUCAGUGUGGAAUAUUUUCAGACAGAGUGUAUCUCAGGAUGUGUUUGCCCUGAUGGUCUCCUAGAUGAUGGCGCUGGAGGAUGUGUUCCUGAAGACAGGUGUCCUUGUGUCCAUAAUGAAGAUAUUUUUCCCCAUGGGACUCAGGUCAAGGUGGACUGCAAUACAUGCCUUUGCCAGAGAGGAAGAUGGAGCUGCACUAAUGCUAUAUGUUAUGGCACAUGUGCAAUCUAUGGAAACGGUCAUUAUAUCACAUUUGAUGAAAAAUUUUAUGACUUUGAUGGGAAUUGUGAAUUUGUGGCUGCCCAGGAUUACUGUGGUCCUAACCAUUCUGAUGGCAACUUUAGUAUCAUCACAGAGAACAUUCCGUGCGGAACCACUGGCGUUACCUGUUCAAAGUCCAUCAAAGUUUUUCUUGGGAGCACGGUACUGAAGUUAGCAGAAAAACACUUAGAGGAAACUGUAGGGCAGGGUGGAAAACGUGUGCAGUAUUUGACACGAGAAGUCGGCGUUUACCUGGUCAUUGAAGCAAGCAAUGGUAUUCUACUGAUCUGGGACAGAAAAACCACAAUAUUCAUCAAGGUGUCACCUGAAUACAAGGGUAAAUUGUGCGGUUUGUGUGGAAACUUUGAUGAUAAUUCACAAAAUGACUUAACAACCAGCCACAUGUUACAAGUCACUGAUGUAUUGGAGUUCGGAAACAGCUGGAAGGUUGACCCUACCUGUCCUGACGCAACAGAUGUGGUGAAUCCCUGCAGUCAGAACCCGCAUCGCCAGUCCUGGUCUGAGAAGCAGUGCGGCUUAAUCAAAAGCCAAGUUUUCAAAGUCUGCCACAGCAAGGUGGACCCAAAGCCAUUUUACGAAGCGUGUGUAAAUGAUGCCUGCUCAUGUGACAGUGGUGGAGACUGUGAAUGUUUCUGUACUGCGGUUGCAGCCUACGCUCAGGAAUGCACCAAAAAAGAAGCUUGUGUCUACUGGAGAACACCUGAUAUUUGCCCCAUAUUUUGUGACUACUACAAUCCGAAGGAUGAGUGCGAGUGGCAUUAUCACCCAUGUGGUAAUCACAACAUACAGACAUGCCGAUCUAUCAAUAAUGUCUAUACUAAUGUCACCAUCACUUAUCUGGAAGGCUGCUACCCAACUUGCCCAAAAGAUAAACCUAUUUUUGAUGAGUCAAAGAAGAUAUGUGUGACCAAGGAGGAAUGCGGUUGUUACAUUAAUAACACAUACUAUGAGAUUGGUGAUAAGGUGCCUUCUCAUGAGGAAUGUUACACAUGUGUAUGUUCAGCAGAAUCAAAACUGGACUGUUACUAUAAUCAAUCAGAUUGUGCCUGUCCCCCUUCAGGUGUCUGUUCCACUACAAUACCCACAACCACAGCCACCACUACUGUCACCACUGCUCCGACAACCACCAGUCUGACCACAACAGUCAGCAGCACAGUCUCUUUGACUUCAACAACCCAACAAUCUUCAACGUGUGUUUAUGAGGAGGUGUGCCAAUGGACACAGUGGUUUGAUGUCAGCAAGCCUGGUGAAUCCCUGCAUAGUGGCGAUUAUGAAACAUAUGAUGAGAUAAGGAAACACCAUAAAUUCUGUGAUUUGCCCGAUCAGAUUGAUCAGAUACAAUGCAGAGCAGUAAAUGCACCUGAUGUCAGUUUGGAUGAUCUGAAACAGAACGUUCACUGCAAUGUAUCAUAUGGACUCAUCUGCAGGAACAGUGAGCAAGAGCUGGAUGAUAACCUCUGGCAGAAGUGCUUCAACUAUGAGAUCAGAGUAUACUGCUGCAGCAUGGAAUGUUGGCAUUCCACUACACAUACCACAACUCCCAGUACCACAACAACCACCACAACACCAACCACCACAACACCAACUACUACUCCUAUUGUCACUAGUACAGUUACUACAACCCCUGAGCCUCCAAAUGAAACCACAACACCAACUACUACUCCUAUUGUCACUAGUACAGUUACUACAACCCCUAAGUCUACAACUACAACCACAACACUAACUACUACUCCUAUUGUCACUAGUACAGUUACUACAACCCCUGAGUCUCCAACUGAAACCACAACACCAACUACUACUCCUAUUGUCACUAGUACAGUUACUACAACCCCUGAGUCUACAACUGUAACCACAACACCAACUACUACUCCUAUUGUCACUAGUACAGUUACUACAACCCCUGAGUCUCCAACUGAAACCACAACACCAACUACUACUCCUAUUGUCACUAGUACAGUUACUACAACCCCUGAGUCUACAACUGUAACCACAACACCAACUACUACUCCUAUUGUCACUAGUACAGUUACUACAACCCCUGAGUCUCCAACUGAAACCACAACACCAGCUACUACUCCUAUUGUCACUAGUAAAGUUACUGCAACCCCUGAGUCUACAACUGUAACCACAACACCAACUACUACUCCUAUUGUCACUAGUACAGUUACUACAACCCCUGAGACUACAACUGUAACCACAACACCAACUACUACUCCUAUUGUCACUAGUACAGUUACUACAACCCCUGAGUCUACAACUGUAACCACAACACCAACUACUACUCUUAUUGUCACUACUACUAGUACAGUUACUACAACCCCUGAGUCUCCAACUGAAACCACAACACCAACUACUACUCCUAUUGUCACUAGUAAAGUUACUACAACCCCUGAGUCUACAACUGUAACCACAACACCAACUACUACUCCUAUUGUCACUAGUACAGUUACUACAACCCCUGAGUUUCCAACUGAAACCACAACACCAACUACUACUCCUAUUGUCACUAGUACAGUUACUACAACCCCUGAGUCUACAACUGUAACCACAACACCAACUACUACUCCUGCUGUUACUAGUACAGUUACUACAACCCCUGAGUCUCCAACUGAAACCACAACACCAACUACUACUCCUAUUGUCACUAGUACAGUUACUACUACCACUGAGUCUACAACCACAACUCCAACUACUACUUUUUCUCCAACUACUACCACAAUAGAGACAAGGACUCCAGAACCUACAACUACAUCAACUACAACACAACCCACAACUACCAGCCCCACUACUACCAGUGUAACAACAACUGCACCUCCGACCGUCACUACCACAGAGACUGAGGAAACAACUCCACAGACUUCUACACCAGAGACAUCUACACCCACCACUACACAGACUACAACCACCACAACUCAGAGUACGACAACAUCAGUAACUACAACUACUCCUGAGAUAACAACUACUCCAGAGACAUCUACUCCCACCACUACAGAGACCACAAGCACCACAACUGAGAGUACAACAUCGGUGACUACAUCUCCAACAACCAUCACUACUGAAACAACACCUACUACUACAACUCCUACCACCACACAGACCACAGCCACUACAACUCACAGUACAACACCAUCUGUGCCUUCCUCAACAAGCACCACUACUGAAACUACUCUGGAGACUACAACCCUAUCCACUACAAGGACCAUGCCAACAACUACAUAUAUUGUGUGUGUCCCUGACUGCUCGUGGUCAGAGUGGUUUGAUGUCAGUUAUCCUAAAUAUGAACCCGAUGGAGGAGAUUAUGAGACCUAUGAGAACAUCAAGAAUGCCGGCCAUGAAGUGUGUGAGAAGCCAGAGAACAUUUCCUGCAGAUCACAGAAAUUGCCAGAUAGACCACUGGAUGACCUGGGGCAGAAAGUGACAUGUGAUGUCUCCUAUGGGCUCAUCUGUAACAACAAAGACCAAGAUGGGGUCUUACCUGUGUGUUACAACUAUGAGAUAAAGGUGUACUGCUGUAGACUCCCACCUUACUGCGUAUCUACAACCACUGCAACCACCACAGCACCCACAACUCAGAGUACAACAACAUCAGUAACAACAACACCAACAACCACGGUUACUACGACUGCAACUACUCCAGAGAAAACAACUACUCCAGAGACAUAUACUCCUACCGUUACAGAGACUCCAACCACUACCACGACUGAGAGUACAACAUCAGUGACUACAUCCCCAACAACCACCAUCACUGAAACUACACCUACUACUACUUCAGGGACCGCUCCUACCACUACAUACACCACAACCACCACAACACCAUCUGCGUCUUCCACAACAACACGCACCACUACUGAAACUACUCCGGAGACUACAACUCCAUCCACUACAGUGACCACACCUCCAACUACAACACCUCACUGUGUCCCUGACUGCUCGUGGUCAGAGUGGUUUGAUGUCAGUUAUCCUAAAUAUGAACCCGAUGGAGGAGAUUAUGAGACCUAUGAGAACAUCAAGAAUGCCGGCCAUGAAGUGUGUGAGAAGCCAGAGAACAUUUCCUGCAGAUCACAGAAAUUGCCAGAUAGACCACUGGAUUACCUGGGGCAGAAAGUGACAUGUGAUGUCUCCUAUGGGCUCAUCUGCAACAACAAAGACCAAGAUGGGGUCUUACCUGUGUGUUACAACUAUGAGAUAAAGGUGUACUGCUGUCGCCCACUCCCAGAUUUUUGUGUAUCUCCAACCACUCCAAUUACCACAGCACCCACAACUCAGAGUACAACCACGUCAGUAACAACAACACCAACAACCACGGUUACUACGACUGCAACUACUCCAGAGAAAACAACUACUCCAGAGACAUAUACUCCUACCGUUACAGAGACUCCAACCACUACAACUCCAUCCACUACAGUGACCACACCUCCAACUACAACACCUCACUGUGUCCCUGACUGCUCGUGGUCAGAGUGGUUUGAUGUCAGUUAUCCUAAAUAUGAACCCGAUGGAGGAGAUUAUGAGACCUAUGAGAACAUCAAGAAUGCCGGCCAUGAAGUGUGUGAGAAGCCAGAGAACAUUUCCUGUAGAUCACAGAAAUUGCCAGAUAGACCACUGGAUUACCUGGGGCAGAAAGUGACAUGUGAUGUCUCCUAUGGGCUCAUCUGCAACAACAAAGACCAAGAUGGGGUCUUACCUGUGUGUUACAACUAUGAGAUAAAGGUGUACUGCUGUCGCCCACUCCCAGAUUUUUGUGUAUCUCCAACCACUCCAAUUACCACAGCACCCACAACUCAGAGUACAACCACGUCAGUAACAACAACACCAACAACCACGGUUACUACGACUGCAACUACUCCAGAGAAAACAACUACUCCAGAGACAUCUACUCCUACCGUUACAGAGACUCCAACCACUACAACUCCAUCCACUACAGUGACCACACCUCCAACUACAACACCUCACUGUGUCCCUGACUGCUCGUGGUCAGAGUGGUUUGAUGUCAGUUAUCCUAAAUAUGAACCCGAUGGAGGAGAUUAUGAGACCUAUGAGAACAUCAAGAAUGCCGGCCAUGAAGUGUGUGAGAAGCCAGAGAACAUUUCCUGCAGAUCACAGAAAUUCCCAGAUAGACCACUGGAUUACCUGGGGCAGAAAGUGACAUGUGAUGUCUCCUAUGGGCUCAUCUGCAACAACAAAGACCAAGAUGUUGUCUUACCUGUGUGUUACAACUAUGAGAUAAAGGUGUACUGCUGUCGCCCACUCCCAGAUUUUUGUGUAUCUCCAACCACUCCAAUUACCACAGCACCCACAACUCAGAGUACAACCACGUCAGUAACAACAACACCAACAACCACGGUUACUACGACUGCAACUUCUUCAGAGAAAACAACUACUCCAGAGACAUAUACUCCUACCGUUACAGAGACUCCAACCACUACCACGACUGAGAGUACAACAACAUCCCCAACAACCAUCACCACUGAAACUACACCUACUAUUACUUCAGGGACCGCUCCUACCACUACAUACACCACAAGCACCACAACUCGCAGUACAACACCAUCUGUGCCUUCAUCAUCAACACGCACCACUACUGAAACUACUUCGGAGACUACAACCCCAUCCACUACAAGGAUCACACCUCCAACUACAACAUCUUACUGUGUCCCUGACUGCUCAUGGUCAGAGUGGUUUGAUGUGAGUUAUCCUAAAUAUGGACCUGAUGGAGGAGAUUAUGAGACCUAUGAGAAUAUCAGGAAUGCCGACCAUGAUGUGUGUGAGAAGCCAGAGAACAUUUCCUGCAGAGCACUGAAAUUCCCAGAUAGACCACUGGAUGACCUGGGGCAGAAAGUGACAUGUGAUGUCUCCUAUGGGCUCAUCUGUAACAACAAAGACCAAGAUGGGGUCUUAUCUCUGUGUUACAACUAUGAGAUAAAGGUGUACUGCUGUAGACUCCCACCUUACUGCGUAUCUACAACCACUGCAACCACCACAGCAACCACAACUCAGAGUACAACAACAUCAGUAACAACAACACCAACAACCACGGUUACUGCGACUGCAACUACUCCAGAGAAAACAACUACUCCAGAGACAUCUACUACCACCACUACAGAGACUCCAACCACUACCACAACUGAGAGUACAACAUCAGUGACUACAUCUCCAACAACCACCACUAGUGAAACUAUACCUACUACUUCAGAGACAGCUCCUACCACUACACAGAUCACAACUGAAACUACAAGAACCACACUUCCAACUACAAAACCUACAACUACAUCAACUACAGAACAACCCACCACUACCAGUGUAACAACAACUACACCACUGACCAUCACUACCACAGAGUGCACCACAGAGACUGAGGAAACAACUCCACUUACUACGACUACAACUACUCCAGAGAUAACAACUACGCCAGAGACAUCUACUCCCACCACUACAGAGACUCCAACCACCACAACUGAGAGUACAACAUCAGUGACUACAUCCCCAACAACCAUCACUACUGAAAUUACUCCUUUUCUUGAUACUUCUACUACUUCAGAGACAUCUCCUACCACUACACUGAUCACAACCACCACAACUCACAGUACAACACCAUCUGUGCCUUCAACAACAAGUACCACUACUGAAACAACUCCGGAGACUACAACUUCCUCCACUAUAGUGACCACAACCACCACAACUGAGAGUACCACUUCUGCCACAUCUCCAACAACCAUCUAUACUGAAUCUACAACUAUUCCAACUUCUUCUCAGACAACACCUACCACAACAAAGAGCACAACCCCAACAACACCAUCUGUGCCAUCGCCAACAACAAUCACCACAACAGGUUCAGCUACAACAAAGACACGUCCUACUACAUCCAUACGUGUUGACAUCAGUACAUUUACAACAACGACUACAACACCUAACUCUGAAGAAGUUCAAGUGAACAGCACAACACCUGUGACUCCUAAUCCGACACCUACUAUAAAGCCAUCAUCGACUGUAACAACUACAACACUGCCAACAACUACUUCAGUUACCACAACGCCUUUAACAACCACCACAACUGAGACAACCAUCUCAUCUUCUACAAUGUGUGUUUGUGUGUACAGUGGCACAACGUAUCCACCAGGUAUAAUAACCAGCGGUGUAGCCAAUGACACUUGGUGCUACAGAGUAAUAUGUAGCAGGCAGUGCAAAGUACAUGUGCACCAAUGGCCUUGUACUAGUCCUUCAACUACUACUCCAACAACAACUACAGAAAGUACUACAACUACAGAACCAACCACUACUACUCCGGAAGUUACAACAACCCCAGGAACCACUACAACUACAGAAGGCACAACAACCCCAGGAACCACUACAACUACAGAAGGUACAAAAACCCCAGGAACCACUACAACUACAGAAGGCACAUCAACCCCAGGAACCACUACAACUACAGAAGGUACAACAACCCCAGAAACCACUACAACUACAGAAGGCACAUCAACCCCAGGAACCACUACAACUACAGAAGGUACAACAACCUCAGUAACCACUACAACUACAGAAGGCACCUCAACCCCAGGAACAACUACAACUACAGAAGGUACAACAACCUCAGGAACCACUACAACUACAGAAGGUACAACAACCACAGGAACCACUACAACUACAGAAGGCACAUCAACCCCAGGAACCACUACAACUACAGAAGGUACAACAACCUCAGGAACCACUACAACUACAGAAGGCACAUCAACCCCAGGAACAACUACAACUACAGAAGGUACAACAACCUCAGGAACCACUACAACUACAGAAGGUACAACAACCCCAAGAACCACUACAACUACAGAAGGCACAUCAACCCCAGGAACCACUACAACUACAGAAGGUACAACAACCUCAGGAACCACUACAACUACAGAAGGCACCUCAACCCCAGUAACAACUACAACUACAGUAGGUACAACAACCCCAGCAACAACUACAGAAGGCACAACAACCCCAGGAACCACUACAACUAAAGAAGGCACAACAACCCCAGGAACCACUACAACUACAAAAGGCACAUCAACCCCAGGAACCACUACAACAACAGAAGUCACAACAACCCCAGGAACCACUACAACUACAGAAGGUACAACAACCCCAGGAACCACUACAACUUCAGAAGGCACAUCAACCCCAGGAACCACUACAACUACAGAAGGCACAACAACCCCAGGAACCACUACAACUACAGAAGGCACAACAACCCCAGGAACCACCACAACUACAGAAGUCACAACAACCCCAGGAACCACUACAACUUCAGAAGGUACAAAUACCCCAGGAACCACUACAACUACAGAAGGUACAACAACCCCAGGAACCACUACAACUACAGAAGGCACAACAACCCCAGGAACCACUACAACUACAAAAGGCACAACAACCCCAGGAACCACUACAACUACAGAAGUCACAACAACCACAGGAACCACUACAACUACAGAAGGUACAACAACCCCAGGAAGCACUACAACUACAGAAGUCACAACAACCCCAGGAACCACUACAACUACAGAAGGUACAACAACCCCAGGAACCACUACAACUACAGAAGGCACAACAACCCCAGGAACCACUACAACUACAGAAGGCACAACAACCCCAGUAACCUCUACCAGCAGUAGUCAAACUACAGAAAGUACUAUAUCACAUCCUACUAGCACGCCACCACAAACUACCACUACAAAGGGAUCCACAACACAUAGUACUACAACUUCAAAGUCCACAUCUACAACACUCAUGGUCCCUUCUACUACUAAGAAGCCUGGUUGUCCCUUUGAGCCUAAUCGUGAGUACAAUGAAACGUGGAUGCUGUGUAACUGUACCAUGGCCAGAUGUCUGGAAAAUAACACAGUAGAGAUCAUUGAGUUAAAGUGUGAGCCUCCACCUUUGAUCACAUGUGCCAAUGGGCGCCCACCAAUAGCUGUACCAGAUGAUGACCUUUGCUGCUGGCACUGGGAGUGUGACUGUGUAUGUACUGGCUGGGGCGAUCCUCAUUAUGUCACGUUUGAUGGGACGUAUUAUAGCUAUCAAGGCAACUGUACCUAUACUCUAGUGGAGGAGAUUGAAGAGAGGGUUGAUAACUUUGGAGUAUACAUUGAUAGCUAUGACUGUGGAGCACUAGACCGGGUCUCCUGUCCUCGUAACAUCAUUGUUCGACAUGAAUCUCAGGUCAUCCGCAUUGAGACAAUAAGCUUGACAUCACUGAAUUUACAGGUUGUUGUAAAUGGAGAAGUUGUUGGAACUCCCUUUAAAAAAUAUGGAGUGAAAGUUUACAAAUCUGGAAUUAAUUAUGUGGUGGAAAUACCUGAGCUGGAGGCUAAUAUCAUGUACAAUGGCUUGGCUUUCUCUAUUAAGCUGCCAUAUCGGCUUUUUGGACAUAACACACAAGGACAGUGUGGUACUUGCACCAACAACAAAACAGAUGACUGCAUGACACGCAGCGGAGAAAUUGUGUCAAACUGUGAACUUAUGGCUGAUACCUGGAUAGUACCAGAUCCAAGGAAACCUGGAUGUGGCCACAUCAGACCUACAUUACCCCCCAAAGUCACUAAACCUCCCACCCCCUGCACACCAUCGCCAUUGUGCAACCUCAUCAAUGGACCAACUUUCCAGGCUUGCCAUAAGACUAUAGACCCAAGAGAUUUCUAUGAAGCUUGCACUUAUGACAGCUGCCAUGUUACUGACUCCAACAUUGAAUGCACCAGUUUGCAGCACUAUGCUCUCCUGUGCGGAGAUCAGGGAAUAUGCAUUGAAUGGAGGAAAGUAGCCCCAGAAUGUGCUAUUUCCUGCCCAUCACACCAAGUCUACAAUGCCUGUGGCCCAGCCUUGUCAAGAACUUGUCAAACCACUCCCGAAGAAGAUACAUUACUGAAUAAUGAGAAACAUUUGGUUGAGGGCUGCUUCUGCCCACCGGGUACUAUGGCCUUCAGCCCAGGCGCGGAUGUUUGUGUACGCACUUGUGGAUGUGUUGGACCUGACAAUAUACCACGAAAGUUUGGAGAUGUGUUCCAGCUUGACUGCCAGGACUGCGUUUGCAGAGAGGGCGGCAGUGGAAUCACAUGUCAGAAGCAUGAGUGCCGACCAUUGCAAAAAGUAGGGUGUGCGCUGGAAGGUUUCUAUCCUGAGAUAGUGUUCAGCCCCUCUGAUGUCUGCUGCAAUGAGACUGUGUGCAAGUGUGACACCAGCCUGUGCUCAUCCAAAUCUCCUAAGUGCGGACUUGGCUAUGAAGCCGUUGGUGGCAUUCCAGAGGGACAUUGCUGUCCUGUGUAUACGUGUGUUAAAAAGCGAGUCUGUGUGCAUGGAAAUGCUGAGUACAUGCCUGGAGCUUCAGUCUUCUCCGAUAAGUGCCAGAGCUGUGUGUGCUCAGAGAGUGCAAACAGCACUACAGGGUUGGAAAUAAAAUGCGCACAUGUACCCUGCAGCGUGCAGUGCCCACUGGGCUUUGAACUGAAGAAUAGCCCACGGGAGUGCUGUGGAACGUGUGAACAGACUCACUGUGUCCUAAAUCAGGAUGGUUCACAGCAUCUCAUGAAGAAUGGAGAAAUGAUUCGGUCUGAGAAUGAUAACUGUACUGUGUACAGCUGCAUUGUGAUCAAGAAGCAGUUCAUUACGUCUGUCUCACAAAUCUCCUGCCCUUACUUUAAUGAAGAUGAAUGUGAACCUGAUACCAUACAACUUCUACCUAAUGGCUGCUGUAAAAUAUGUAUUGAGAAGACAACCUCCUGUCAGUUACAGCAAUACUCCGAUUAUCUGUCCCACAAUAACUGCAGAACUACAGAUAUGGUGAAGAUGUCUCGGUGUGAAGGGACCUGUGGAACCUUUUCAAUCUACUCAGCAGCUGCCAGGUCAAUGUCGCAUAAAUGUACCUGCUGCCAGGAGGUACAGACCAGCCAGAAACAUAUCAUGCUGCAGUGUUCUGACGGAAGUCAGGUUGACCAUGAGUACAUUGAUGUGGAGAAAUGUGACUGUGUAAACACUGACUGUGGAGCAGCGACAUCGGUUGCGGAAAAGACACCUGUUCGUUCUCGUCGAUCUGUAAACAGAAGACUGAAAAAUACAAUAUAAACUUAAUAUAUUCCAUCACUAAUAUAUUGUAUUUUUGCAAAAUGUAAUUGUAUUUCUUUUUAAAAAUAAAGCACUUAUCUCAUAUA